AGUUCCUGGAUUCCAUUACAAUUCCCUUUUCGUCCAGAAUGCUUUAAAGGAAUGUUAAAUCGACUGCAGUACUUGGACUAAUAUUUUAUUUUGUCAUCUUUGAAAGAACAAAAUCAAAAGUUGACCCAAAGAGUGUUUAAACUUGGCACAUAAACGACUCUAAUUAGUGCAGAUUUUUCUUAUAUUUGUGAAGUUUCCACCUGGUUCCCAGUGGUGGUAAAACUCCAAACUGCUUUAAUGUUGAAUCAUGGCUACAACUCAGUCAGACGACAAUUUCCGUCAGCUGCCACCAGGAACAAAACCUUUGGACCACCAAGUAGCUGGACACCUAGUGAAUCGAAAGAACAAUGUAAUAUCUUUCCUUCAGACAAAGGAGAAGACUUUACUGAAACUUAUCCAACUCCCACCACGGGGUCUUCGUGAACUAAAUUUUUACCAGACUGUCUUUGAUGAAAAGGCUGAAUCAGAUCCCAUCCUCAAACGCUUGAAGGACUUCUUACCGUACUUCUAUGGCACUUGCAAAUUUGAUAUUUUCCCUGAUGAACUGUACCUUCACUUAGAAGACAUGACAGUUGAAUUUGAAAAAGCUAGUAUUGCUGACAUAAAGAUUGGAAGCCAGACUUAUGAUCCGGAAGCUUCUGCUGAGAAAAUUCAAUAUGAAAAAAUUAAAAAUCAGUUUUCAACAGAGGUUGGUUUUAAAUUGGGAUUUCGGGUAUAUCGUCCUUCAACUGAUACCUUUCAUUUCGCCUGUCGAAAGAAGCUUCUGCAACUUGACCGGUUUCAAAUUUUAGAAGAAGGUAUUGGUGAAUAUUUUAAUUUGUCUGAAAGUUUACGCAAAGAUGCCGUCUUUGCAAUCUUACUUGAGCUCAUCGACAUCAAAAACUGGUUUGAAAAUCAACGAAAAUUUGCAUUUUAUUCCUCUUCCAUACUGUGCAUUUAUGAAGGCCUUUGGCCUUGUAAGCAGCAUUUAGCAGCAGUGUCCCGCUUACUUCCAUCAAAUCAUUCUGUUGUAAACAAGAACAAAGGUGAUUGCUGUGCAACGACAAAUCUCGAAGAUCUUUUGCAGAGUUCAUAUGGAAAAAAAGAUUCUUGUGUCAAAGUGAAGAUGAUUGAUUUCGGUCAUGUGUAUACAACAUGUGAAAGGGACAAUAAUUAUUUAAUUGGAUUGGACAGUUUAAUUAACUAUUUAAAAAGGCUACUUACAGAGUUAUAAAAUUGUUAAUUACUAAAAUAUCAACUCCAGCAAGUCAGCUCUGUUCCAACACAGCAAUAGAUACAAACAGGUUGAUGCGUCCAUUGCUGUUGACUGUCUCAUUUACUGCUUUUUAUUUUUCCACAGCUUUUAACACUUUCAGACAUGGUAUAUAAUAAAUAAUAUAAAAUAA
Messenger RNA from Octopus bimaculoides (California two-spot octopus), 1385 nucleotides. RefSeq names its product inositol polyphosphate multikinase. Gene Ontology annotation, cellular component: cytoplasm; nucleus. The record is from RefSeq and is a predicted model, not a curated record. Gene Ontology annotation, molecular function: inositol tetrakisphosphate kinase activity; inositol-1,4,5-trisphosphate 3-kinase activity. Lineage: Eukaryota; Metazoa; Mollusca; Cephalopoda; Octopoda; Octopodidae. Gene Ontology annotation, biological process: inositol phosphate biosynthetic process.